Molecule: messenger RNA, 1737 nt
Organism: Priceomyces carsonii
Lineage: Eukaryota; Fungi; Ascomycota; Pichiomycetes; Serinales; Debaryomycetaceae
Gene: CDC23
Product: anaphase promoting complex subunit
Exons: 1
Coding region: 1-1737 (578 amino acids)
Biological process (GO): anaphase-promoting complex-dependent catabolic process; cell division; protein ubiquitination
Cellular component (GO): anaphase-promoting complex
Molecular function (GO): protein binding
Source: RefSeq, a predicted model, not a curated record
AUGGAAGGAAGUUCUAAUCAAGUAAAUGAUCUUAGAACUGAAUUACACCAGGCUUGUCAAAGGCUCUCCGAUUUGAACUUAUUUCAAGCCGCUAAAUGGUGUGCUGAAGCGCUUAAUGGGCUACCCCAACCAAAGACCAAUAAACCAUAUCCAACAAUAAAACUAGAUGAUAAUGAGUUAUAUGAUCAAGAUAAGGUUAUACUUGCAAGAAGCUAUUUCAACUGCAAGGAGUUUGAUAGAGCAGCAUACGCAUUGAAGGACUGCAAGAGUGGUAACGCGUUGUUCUUACGAUUGUAUUCAAUGCUUAUAUCUAUAGACAAGAGAGCAACCGAGGAAACUGAUGGUUCAAUAAAUAUAACAUCUUAUAAUGACCUCAAUGAGCUGAUUGAAAGUAACAACGGGAGUCCAGAGAUUUCCAAUAGGCACAAAGAGGUAGUGGAGACGUUAAACAACAGAUUAUCAAAAUUGAUUCAAGAAUCCGAAAAUUACCAUUCUAAGAAUCCUGAGAAUGCUUUCUUGUAUUACUUAAAUGGGAUGGUCUAUAACAAGAAAAAGAAAUACUCCUUGGCUCAAACUAAUUUAUUUAAUUCAUUAACUUUGUUUCCUUACAACUGGUCGUGCUGGCAAGAGCUAAUUGCAUCUCUUAAUAGUUUCGAUGAAGCUAUUAGCUUUAUUAAUCAAGUUAAAUCAUCCAAGAAUCCGAUAACAUCCAACGUAAUGUUCCAGUUUUUUGAAGUUGUCAUUUUGCAGGAGUUUUAUCAACAGUCAAAUUCGUUGGCCGACUCUUUGGCGCAUUUAAUUGAUAUAUUUCCCGAUUUCAGCUUCUUGAAAAUUCAAAAAUUCUUAGUAGCAUACCAUGGGCUUGAUUACUUCCAAGCGGAACACAUAUUUGACCAAAUUUUACUCGAUGACCCCUUGAGGUUGGAUGACUUGGACACUUACUCAAAUAUGCUAUAUGUUAUGGAAAAGAAAUCAAAAUUAUCGUUUUUGGCACAAUUCGCUUCACAGGUUGACAAAUUUAGACCAGAGACAUGUUGCAUAAUUGCCAACUAUCAUUCAAUGAAAUGUGAGCACGAGAAAGCCAUCAUGUAUUACAAGCGGGCUUUAAUUCUAAAUAAGAAUUGCUUGAGCGCUUGGACUUUGAUGGGUCAUGAGUUUGUCGAGUUGAAGAAUUCACAUGCGGCCAUUGAGUCUUAUAGAAGGGCAGUUGAUACCAACCCUAAGGACUUUAGAGCCUGGUAUGGUUUAGGUCAGGCCUAUGAGGUGCUAGAUAUGCAUCUUUAUGCUUUAUAUUAUUAUCAGAGAGCAACAAAUUUGCAGCCCCUUGAUAAAAGGAUGUGGCAAGCAACGGGCAAUUGUUACGAGAAAAUCGAUAAGCUAGAGGAAGCGAUCAAAUCAUUUGAGAAGGCAUUGACUAUUGAUAGCUAUAGUAACGAGAGCCCUGAUAUCACCGAGGUUGAACCUCAUAUUUGCUAUAGGCUUGCUGUGAUAUCUGAAAAAUUAGGUCAAUUGCCUGAUACCUAUAAAUAUAUGAAGUUGUGUUUCGAUCAGGAGCUAGAAUGGGGUAUUAGUGACGAAACUUCGAAAGCACGUCUUUGGUUAGCAAGAAAUGCUUUAGAAGAAAGGAAAUUUAAUGAGGCAUACGAGUUAGCGAAAGAUUUAAACCACAGUAAUGCUCACGAUAUUGAAGAGGCCAGGUCAAUUGCGAGAGAAGCGAGGAACAGGAUGCUGAAGUAG